Messenger RNA from Aspergillus campestris IBT 28561, 518 nucleotides. RefSeq lists its product as uncharacterized. The transcript has a single exon. Bases 196 to 459 code for a protein of 87 amino acids. Lineage: Eukaryota; Fungi; Ascomycota; Eurotiomycetes; Eurotiales; Aspergillaceae. The record is from RefSeq and is a predicted model, not a curated record.
GGGGACGAUCACACAAUCAACCUUCCCCAGUACGGGGUAUAAACUGUAAAAAAAAAGAAAAAAAAAGCUCGGGUUUAACUUUGGGGGCCCAAAGUAAGUUCGAGGGUCGGGAGGAGUCAAAGUCGGCAGACAAAGAACGCAUCCAAACCACCGGGCCAAGAAAAAAAACGACACUAACCCCAUGACGAAUCUCUUAUGACGUUGUCCAAGAAAGAAGAUACUCCACUUCUGACGACUCCUUUACUGUUUGGGGGGGGAACCUUUGGAACGGGAGUUGGAAACCUGUAUGUACCUAGGACACUGCCAAACUGGAUGCGGCAAGGCGAGAGAUGGACAUAUCGGGCCCCCCCACGUGGAUUGAUUGACAUUGCUGGGUCCGUCCUACUCCGUAGGUGGUUAAACAGGGAAUGGGAAAUGGGGAGAGAUGGGAACGGGAAAAGAAUUGAAAAGUAUUUGUAGAAAAUGCAGCCAAUCCUGGACUGUCUUCUGUUGAUCCAUGCGGGUCUUCCAGGUCUUCG